Molecule: messenger RNA, 1427 nt
Organism: Trachymyrmex cornetzi
Lineage: Eukaryota; Metazoa; Arthropoda; Insecta; Hymenoptera; Formicidae
Product: cytochrome P450 9e2
Exons: 2
Coding region: 1-1338 (445 amino acids)
Molecular function (GO): oxidoreductase activity, acting on paired donors, with incorporation or reduction of molecular oxygen; monooxygenase activity; heme binding
Source: RefSeq, a predicted model, not a curated record
AUGGAAUAUUAUUGGUCAAUAUUGUUAUUUAUAGUGAUCAGCAUUCAUUAUCUAUUUAGAAAUUUCAAUUUCUUUAAAAGACAUGGUAUUAUACAUAUACCGCCUGUUCCAGUAUUCGGCGCCAUGAUAUCAUCUAUGUUUUUUCAAACAUCAUUCGUCGAUUGUCUUCUGAAGAUAUAUAAUUUUAAUCCAAAUGCAAAGUAUUAUGGAUUCUACUUCAUGACAACUCCAGUCUUCCUGCUUCGCGAUCCGGAACUCAUUAAGAAUAUCCUUGUUAAGAAUUUUGAAUCAUUUCCAAAUCGUUUGGAUUUUUCUGGUUCGAAUGACUCUUUACUUAAGAACAAUUUAUUUUCUCUUUGUGGAGAAAAAUGGCGGAAUGUAAGAAAUCUAUUGACACCCUCUUUUACGUCUAACAAGAUAAAAAUGAUGUUCACAUUAAUAUCGGAAAGUGCUCAGGAUUUUGCAAAAUUUAUAACGACAUUACCAGCAGAUAAAGGGUGUAUAAACAUGAAAGAUGCAUUUUCUAAGUAUACAAACGACGUCAUCGCCACAUGUGCUUUUGGAAUCAAAAUAAACUCUAUGAAAGAUCCAACGAACGAGUUUUACAUUAACGAACACAUUACACGUCCAGAUAUGCUACAAUUAAUGAUGGACAUUAGAGGCAAAGAAGGUCGCAGAGAACUAGACAUCGACGACAUGACUGCGCAGGCGUUUAUUUUUUUCCUUGGAGGCUUUGAAACCAGUUCAACUGCAAUAUCCUUCGUAGCUCACGAAAUCGCAGCUAACCCAGACGUUCAGACCAAAUUACAACAAGAAGUCGACAACAUUUUAAAGGAGUCAAAUGGAGAAGUUUCUUACGAAGCCAUUAAUCGGCUAGAAUAUUUAAAUGCGGUAAUAAGCGAAGCUCUGAGAUUAUAUCCCCCAUUUCCUAUUUUAGAAAGAAUAUGCGAAAAAGCUUAUGAAUUACCAUCCGCACUGCCUGACGAGAAACCUGUUAUCCUGAAAAAGGGUAUGACUGUUUGGGUUCCGGCUUUCGCAAUUCAACGUGAUGAAAAGUAUUAUGAUAAUCCGGAGAAAUUUGAUCCAGAAAGAUUUGUAAACAACAAGAUGCACGAUUCUUCAUGUUAUAUACCAUUCGGAUUAGGACCGAGAAUGUGCAUAGCUAAUAGAUUUGCCAUGCUGGCAGUCAAGGUCUUGCUGUUUCACUUAUUAGCACUAUGUGAGCUGAAACCUUCUGCAAAAACUACAUCGCCGGUAAAAUUUCGCAAAGAUCUGAUGAUAAUGCCGGAGAAUGGAUUCUGGUUGAAUAUUCAACGUAGAAAAGAUGUCCUGUGCUGAAAUCUUAUAGUGAUGGAUAGUUAAGCCUAAAAAACAUUUCAAAUAGUAAUAACAUAACUGUUAUAAAAAAUUACACUUUUUUGGCAUGU